This is a messenger RNA of Mastomys coucha (southern multimammate mouse), 3479 nucleotides long. RefSeq names its product prostaglandin I2 receptor (gene Ptgir). The record is from RefSeq and is a predicted model, not a curated record. Gene Ontology annotation, cellular component: plasma membrane. Gene Ontology annotation, molecular function: prostacyclin receptor activity. The coding region runs from base 464 to 1705 and encodes 413 amino acids. Gene Ontology annotation, biological process: adenylate cyclase-activating G protein-coupled receptor signaling pathway; positive regulation of cytosolic calcium ion concentration; negative regulation of smooth muscle cell proliferation. Lineage: Eukaryota; Metazoa; Chordata; Mammalia; Rodentia; Muridae. The transcript has 2 exons.
GAGCCCGAGGGGGCCUCUGGAGACCAGCACAGGGGGAGGAAGGCGGGGCAGAGAGGAAAUGAAAAAAGCUGGGGCGAGGAGGCGAGAUGAGGAGGGAGGGGGAGGGCGGGCCCUAGGAGGGAGAAGCUGACAGAGACCUACACAGACGCGCAGACAGACAAGAGACACUGAGGGACUUCAGAAGGCAGAGGUACCGGAGGGUCCAGAAAGCAGAAAUGUAAAGGAGGUGGCAGAGAAGUGUAAAGGAAGGGACAGGGGGUAGGGGACAGGGAACACUGGGGCACGAAGGAACAGGACCUGACAGAGAAGGAAAGAAACAGGAGUGAGGCACGAAGGAACAGGACCUGACAGAGAAGGAAAGAAACAGGAGAGGGACAGACACUGGAGAAGACAGAAACAAAAGACAGAAACACCGGCACACUGGGAACUGGGACUUGACUGGCAGAUCCCAGCUGCCGUGAAGAUGGUAGCCAGCGAUGGGCAUACUGGCGGACCCCCUUCUGUCACCCCUGGGAGCCCUCUCAGUGCAGGUGGCAGAGAGUGGCAGGGCAUGGCAGGCUCCUGCUGGAAUAUCACCUACGUUCAAGACUCGGUAGGACCUGUCACCAGCACCCUGAUGUUCCUGGCUGGUGUGGUGGGCAACGGGCUGGCACUGGGCAUCCUGGGUGCCCGACGGAGGUCACACCCAUCGGCCUUUGCAGUGUUGGUCACUGGGCUGGCGGUGACGGAUCUGCUGGGCACGUGUUUCUUGAGCCCUGCAGUGUUUGUGGCCUAUGCCCGAAACAGCUCUUUGCUGGGCCUGGCCCACGGUGGGACGAUGCUGUGUGACACUUUCGCCUUUGCCAUGACUUUCUUUGGCCUGGCCUCCACGCUCAUCCUCUUUGUCAUGGCUGUGGAGCGAUGCCUGGCACUCAGUCACCCCUACCUGUAUGCCCAACUGGACGGGCCCCGCUGUGCCCGCUUGGCCUUGCCUGCUAUCUACGCUUUCUGUUGCCUCUUCUGCUCACUGCCCCUGCUGGGCCUGGGCGAGCAUCAGCAGUAUUGUCCAGGGAGCUGGUGCUUCAUCCGCAUGCGUUCCACCCAGCCUGGUGGCUGUGCCUUCUCCCUGGCCUACGCCAGUCUCAUGGCCCUGUUGGUGACCUCCAUCUUCUUCUGCAAUGGUUCCGUCACUCUCAGCCUCUGUCACAUGUCGCAGAGACGCCACCAAGGCUCGUUUGUACCAACCUCUCGGCCACGAGAGGAUGAAGUUUACCACCUUAUUCUGCUGGCCCUCAUGACAGUCAUCAUGGCAGUGUGUUCCUUGCCUCUCACGAUCCGAGGCUUCACUCAGGCCAUCGCCCCGGACAGCAGAGAGAUGGGGGAUCUCCUCGCCUUCCGCUUCAAUGCCUUCAACCCCAUCCUGGACCCCUGGGUCUUCAUCCUUUUCCGAAAGGCCGUCUUCCAGCGCCUCAAGUUCUGGUUGUGUUGCUUGUGUGCUCCUUUUGUCCACGGGGAUUUGCAGACGCCCCUUUCCCAGCCCGCAUCGGGGAAAAGAGACCCACCAGCUCCUACUUCUCUCCGGGCUAAGGAAGGGAGCUGGAUGGCCCUGUCGUCCUGGGGCACGGGACAGGUGGCACCGUUGACUGCUGUGCCUCUGUCCGGCGGUGACGGCUGUUCUGUGGGAAUGCCAUCCAAAUCAGAGGCCAUUGCCUGCUCCCUUUGCUGAUACCCGGGCUGGUCCUGCAUGCCUUACUAAGCCAGGUGUCAUAGGACCAGAAGCCCGAAGAUCAGGGACUCACCUGAUGGUAGCAGGAAACACACAUUUGAUCCCCAGAGUCUGGGGGUGUCUGCUGCUGCUUCUCCUCUUUUGGUAUUGUGGCUAGAGGCCUUGGGAAGAGGGUGAGGGAUGCCGAAGGUCCUGUGACUCUAAAGAAGGAUUCUCUCAAAAUAACCAGAGCCUGGGCAGGGUACUCUGGCCCUGGGGCUCCUCCAUCCAUCUCACUGUCUAAAUAUUUAGGGAGCAGAAAAAUUCCCAGAAGCUUCUGUAGACUCAAGUCUGCUGCUCUCCCCUACCACUGAGGGGGGCCCCUGACUGCCCACCCCCAGGUCCCCAGGGCACACAAGGCAUUCCAGCAACUUCUCUCAGAAAUGUUCCUGCCUCCCCUGUCUCCCAUCCCCUAUCUGACUUGGGAAUUUGGAACUCCAAAAGGAAGCGAGAAGAAGGGGGAGGCCGUUGCACUGAAGGUGACAUUACUGGACAUGUGGGUACAGAAAUGGCCUGAGAAAUGCCACAGCUGUCUUGGGGAACUGUGCUGUGUGUGAACUUUGGAGGAGGGCACAGGGACAAGGGGGUGAUGGUGGUGAUAUAGCAUGCAGAGACUCCAAAGGACUUCACGGGAAUGCUUGAUAGGAUGCGUGUCCCAAGCCUGUCCCCUCCAUCCUGGAACAAAUUGCUGCCGCCUUUCAGAACUGGACCACAACUCACCAUCUUUGGAACCUCCACAAAAGUUUCCCUCAUUCAUUCGACAAACUCCCGGGGGACCUUGAAGUCAGCAGGCAUUCACUCUUCCUCCCUUGGAUCAGGGCCACAGAAAAGUCCUGGGCCUCCAAGCAGAGAGUCCUGGGUGCUUGAAAAUGAGCCGCCUGGCAGGAGAGGAAGUGAGUCAGCUGGAGGGCUGGGCUGCGGGAGGACAAGCCAGUGUUCCUGCUGCUGUUUCUCCUGGUUCCUGUUUCUCAGCCACUCUGGUCAUUUGUCCUCCCACUCCAUCUGCUUGGCAGCAUAUUACCAAAGCCUCUUCAGAGAAAGUGGAACCAAGGCCCAGAGAGAGCAAACCCCAAGCCUGGGUCACACAGCAGACACAGGGUCUGUAUCCCAUACUUUCUCAUGACCUCUCUACGCCUCAGUUUCCUCAACUCUAAUCCGACAGGAGCGCUUUGAGGAUUAAAGGACUCUCUCCCAAAAGAACAAUUUAGCAUGGGCCCUGGAAGGAAGCCACAGAGAGUGUUACUGUUACUGCUGUUGUUGUUAAUAUUGUUAUCUGGGCAAAUAUUAACUAGAAAACAAGGCAAGGAUUUCUUCUGAGUUUUUUUUUUUUUCCCCCAAGUAAGUAUAUUUCAGAUCACUCAGGAAGAGCAAAGAGUAUCGGAAGAGGAGAAAACAGGCGGAGGUAAGCUGGGUAUGGAGGUGUGUGCCUGCAACACAGCACUAUGCACAGGCAGGAAGGUCAGAGUUCAAGGCUACUACAUAGAGGGUUCAAGGUCAGCCUGGGGUAUUUGAGACUCUCAAAACCAAAUAACAACAGAUAAAAUCACAAAACAAACCAGUCUGUGUUGACCAGUCCUCAGGUACUGAAAGGUACUGUCUGAUGCCAGUUGCUGACACUGUAAAUGAUCCAAAUACCACUGAAUGGAUAAUUUGCUGUGAAUGAUAAAUGGUUAAAAUGAUAAUUUUUAUUUACGGGUAUUUUACCACAAUAAAAAAUGUAAUACUGAAAAAAUAA